AUGAGCUCAGAGAUGGUGGAGUCCGUUGCUGGGGUGAAGUUGGAGAGGGAGCUGAUGAGUGGUUGGCCCAUGGUGUUCAUCCAGGGUGGGUCCCCUGGGGAGGUGUGUGACGCGGCCAAGUUGUCACCCAGCUCUCAGCUGAACAAGGUUCAGCUGCAGCACUACCUCUCCCUGCCCCAGUGUGGCCUGUGUCUGGUGACCUAUGUCUGGAUUGAUGGCACCGGAGAAGGUCUGCGCUGCAAGACUCGAACACUGGAUAAGCAAAACACACAAUUCACCUGCAAUAAAGCGAUGGAGGCAGCACAGCAUUUUCGGCCUUGGUUUGGGAUGGAACAAGAGUACGUCCUGCAAAGCAUGGAUGGGCACCCCUACAACUGGCCCCAGGGGGGGUUCCCAGGAUUCCAGGUCCCAUACUUCUGCGGAGUGGGCGCGGGCAGGUCGUUUGGCCGAGACAUCGUGGACAGUCACUACAAGGCCUGCGUAGACGCUGGAGUGAAGAUCUUCGGUACCAAAGCAGAAUCUAUGCCCUCUCAGUGGGAGUUCCAGGUGGGCACGUGUGAAGGUAUAGAGAUGCCGGACCACUUGUGGAUGGCUCGCUUCCUGCUGCACCGCGUGUGUGAAGACUUUGGGGUGAUCGCAAAUCUGGACCCCAAACCCGUGCAGGGAGACUGGAGUGGGUCUGGUUGCCUUACCAACUUCAGUACAGAGGCCAUGAGAGAAGAGGGAGGGAUGAAACACAUAGAAGACGCCAUUGAGAAGCUGAAAAAGCGCCACGCCCACCAUAUCUGCUGCUAUGACAUGCACGGUGGCGAGGACAACAAGCGCAGGCUGACAGGCGUCCACGAGACCCCCAGCAUCGACCAAUUCUCCGCAGGCACCGCCGACCGGGCUGCCUGCAUCCGUAUCCCACGUCGCGUGGGCAAGGAUGGCCAGGGUUAUUUUGAGGACCGCUGCCCAGCUGCCAACUGCGACCCCUACAUGGUGACAGAGGCCAUUGCCCGUACCUGUCUGCUGGGGGAGACUGACAGUGACUGA
This is a messenger RNA of Conger conger (European conger), 1035 nucleotides long. RefSeq names its product glutamine synthetase-like. The record is from RefSeq and is a predicted model, not a curated record. Gene Ontology annotation, cellular component: cytoplasm. Gene Ontology annotation, molecular function: glutamine synthetase activity. The transcript has 6 exons. Bases 1 to 1035 code for a protein of 344 amino acids. NCBI's taxonomy places the organism in Eukaryota, Metazoa, Chordata, Actinopteri, Anguilliformes, Congridae.